AAAUAAUAUAUACCAUAAAGAUUGUUUUAUUAACGUUGCACGAGUGUCACUUUUGUACAUAUUUGUGAAUUGUCUCAGCCAGGUUACUCUGACGUAUCAUUCAAUGUCGAUCUUGUUUAUCACUUGCAUUUAUUUAAGCAGGUGUGGAUGAGAGGUAUCUUGAUGCUGCAGGUGCUUGCUGUGGCAUCUACAGCAAAUUUCGGCGACCGGAUCUCCCAAGAGGGUGUCCGAGCCACAGCAAGUGUCAAGGACCAGGUCAACACCGGUGGUGUAACCAUCCAGCACACGGACCCUACGAGGAGUGACCUGAAGGAGAUUACGAGAGAUAGGGUGAAUGUUAGCCUGAAGGAACACAGGGAAACUGAAGUUAAUGGUGUUUUAAAUGAGCCUAAGGAAAUUAGGAAAGUACAGCGGGGCUUGCAUAUAUACCCAGGAAAAAAGAUUUCACUCCCAACAAAUGAUUCAAGUGACGGCACAAGCUCGUGGGGCAGUGGAAGAGUUUUGCCUUCAGUGGCAGGCGGUGAAGGUGAUCAUAAAGGUCUCAAAACACCCUUGUCAGUGACCACUCGAUCGCCUCAAGGUAGCAAGUCAGUAUAUUCGUCCUCGAGGUUAGACAGACGACAGCAAACUGCGGUUCGAGCUUCUAAAUGGGGCAAGAGACGAGACCUCCCUCCACUAUCUCGGAGGAAUGAAAGCCUCGUCAUUCAAAGCUCAAAUUCAUCCAAGGAACAGAGUUCUGUCACGCAGGAUGUCCACCGUCGCUAUGGUGCUACCUUGCAGACAACCCCGGUAGUAAUUAACAUCACUAAGAGCGCUGUUCCUUUGGAAGAACACACUAAACACUUUAGAACUAUCGCCGACCACAUCAAGAGCGUUGAACACCAGGCUAACUACAAGGUUAAACAUCAGUUUAACUCAAGAGCUACAGAAGGGAGCUCAACAAGUGCAUCAACAAACUCUGAAGACUUGAUUAGUGAAAGCGUGAAAGAACGAGGACUGGAGAACUCUAGUCUCAACAGCACAGAAAACCACCAUGUCACCAGCAUUACACACGCUCACACACACAGUAAUAAUAAACAUUUUGUUCUUGAAAAUUCAGCAAGGCAUGAAAGCAGACAUAACGUGCAGGAUCGAACACACGACGCUGCAUCUACAAACAUUAGCCCUGUAUCCAGAAGCUCGGCCAAAUAUGAAUUCCCUUUAAUUAACAAAUUUAUAACGAAACAACAAAGUCCUCCGCCUCACAAGGGUCCUGGAGAUCCUAUCACCCAAGACGGGCAUGAAAUAUCAACAGCUUUUUAUCCGAAAGUUAUAACUGGAGACAACAGGAGAAAAAGUGCAAUAAUUGGAGUGAAAAAUAUAGUUUCAGUUGGUGCACCGUUAUUGACCCUGAAGGAGGCAGCCGUGCGGGAGCCUGAGGUAGUGACUCUCACCAGCACUACCAUUACCAGAGAAGACACCCAGGAACCAUACCAGAUACAAAUCGACACCAGUAAAUUCGAAACCACCAUAGAACCAUUAGCCUCCCAUAGAAUUGAAAGCUGGAUAGUAAAUACAUCAGCCGGUAGUGGUCUGGACAAUAAAGAAGUUACUUUUUAUGAAGCAUUUACCUUGCCAUCUGCACCAACAAGUGAAAGUGCAGAGGUAAAUAAGGCAGUCAAUGCACCACCGACUCUACCGCUCCAACCAAACCAAAAAAUCGUUGAAGAAAAGGAAAAUAAACAUGUGAAAGACAGAGGUGUUGAUGUUGUCGAGGGUUACACUCAGGUCUCACGCCUCACAGACUUCCUACAGAACCGCAAAAUUAUUCGAAAUCCAUACAGUAGGAGCCUGAAAGAUGAAGCUACACAUCAACACAUCUUCGAAUCUGCGAAGGCCAUAAUAAAGAAGUCAUCGCUGGAGGAAGAACAGGGAAACGCUCAAGACGAUAUCGAACCACAACUUUAUGUGCAGCCUGUCCUUUUCGACGCCCAGGCCCUCGAAUCUCACUCCUCUAGCGCCAUCCAUAGGGACGCUGAGGCACGCCAACACUCUGUCAUUCCGAAGGACACCGAGGGACAUCAGGAUCCUGUGAAGGUGCUGAAGGACAACUUACAUACUUCCGGAAAUGAGACAAAUCCUCAAAAUAGACAGUAUCUCUUAGAUCGCGUAAAUCCAAGUUACUCGACAGCAAAUUCAAAAACUGCAUCGCAACAGCACCAACCUGUUGUAGGUCUAAAAGAGCCUCGUAGAGAACAAAGUAAUGCUCCCUCAGACAAGAAGGUUGCAAAGGUACAAGCUGUGAGCAACAGGGGCCAGCCUUUCUUUGGCUCUUUCAGUGAGUUCCUCUCUGAGCACAACAUAACGCACGAGACUUUGGGCAAGCAAGGACACGAGCAGGAAGGAGAAAGAAGUCCUGAUAGCUACUACAACGCAGAAAACCGCCAGACAAUCACCGAGCAGAGCAGAAGUUUUGGCACUCAGAGAAUCAACCCUCCCUCUCAGGAAACAAAGUUUUUGAAGCAUCGUGAUGAUGGGAAUCACCUGAGUCAGAUGAAUCAUCGGUUCCAGCAAGAUGAUCAGGCGAAUCACCGGCUCCAGCAAGACGGACAGACGAAUCGUCAGCUGCAACAAGGUAGUCAGGCGGAUCAUCAUCUGCGACAGGAGAGUCAGUCGAAUCAUCAGCUGCAACAAGAGAGUCAGGCGAAUCAUCAGCUACAUCACGAAAGUCAGGCGAAUCAUCAGCUGCGACAGGAGAGUCAGGCGAAUCAUCAGCUGCAACAAGAGAGUCAGACGAAUCAUCAUCUCCGACAGGAGAGUCAGACGAAUCAUCAUCAGCGACAGGAAAGUCAGGCGAAUCAUCAGCUACACCACGAAAGUCAGGCGAAUCCAAGACAGCACGAGAAUCAAUCAGUUCGAUUAUCUCAGCAGCAUAGCCAACAGAGGCAGCGAUAUCAACAACAAAAUAAUUCGAGGAGGCCAGCUGAACAGGAAAUCCAUCCAAAAGGUAGACUGCAGCAUCAUAGGUUUACAGCAGGGCGCCCUGUACAGUAUUUACAAUCGGACCAAAGAUCACUGCCUAACGGUCAGCCAACACAAAGACGACCACCAGUCACUCUUACUCAUCAAGCACACACGCUGAAUACACGACCUAAUCAUGAAUCACCUACCAGUAUAGGCGUGAAUCAUGGAUCACCUGCCAGCAUAGGCGUAAAUCAUGGCCCUCCACAAAAUUUGCAGUUUAACCAACUCCCAGUGCAAAUUAUACGUCAUAAUCAAGGUCCACCGAGAGGCAUACGUCAGAAUCAAGGUCAACCAAGAGAUAUACGUCAGAAUCAAGGCCCAUCUAGAGAUAUACAUCAUAAGCAAGGUCCACCGAGAGAUAUACGUCAGAAUCAAGGUCCACCGAGAGAUAUACGUCAGAAUCAAGGUCCACCGAUUGGUAUAAGUCAGAAUCAAGAACCAUUGAAAAUUACUCACUUGAAUAAAGGGCAACAUUUGAAAAGACCAGAAAACAGUUUUGACGCGCAAAUAAUUCCAGCUGAAGUUUCUCAAGUAAGAACAAACCUGGAAGAAUAUGUUGCUCACACAGAUCAAAGAGAAGAUCCUCGCAGUGAUCACGAGGACCUGCAGGUACGAGCGAUUAACGAAUCCUUAAUCAGUCCCGACCGACCUCCUCCACCUUCACUCUCAAGUUUUAGCAAAGAAAGAACACAGGACGAUUUCCCAAACGCUUUCUUUAAUUCUCCAUUGCUAGACGUUCAUCAUGAGACGCCAACACACAAUACCUCUCCACCUCCUCCAGCUCUGUUAUCGUCCGGUUCAUCAUCUUCUAAAGAACCUGAUCUGUUUCAAAACCUUCUACUUCCUGACCCUUUGCAUCAAAAUUCAAGAGAGUCGCCCCAGGAAGGUGAUGUGACAAGUGGUUCUUUGUUUUUGCCUGAUAGGCUCACCGCUCCUCUUGUUUCAUUCACUCUACUCGCGCAAGAAAAUUCCCCAAAGGAGAGUUUAGAUGGUGAUAACAUAAGUGAGAGUCUUCCUUCCUUUGAUGAGUCAGGUCCCAGCUCCCUGUUACAACCACACAAGGGAAUAUUUGAUCCACAGAAUCAAGACUCUGCGAGAGUGAGAGAUGAACUUCCCUUCGUGGGCCACAAUAGCUUCCAGGCUCUCACAACUUACAAACAUCAAGAAAAAACGAAUGAGCUGCUACCAGUCAGUGGUAUAAUUCUGGCGGAGGGAAAACCCCACCAGGCAACCUCAGACUCUGUUACAACUUCACUGCCAAAUAUUGCACUUCCUCUCCGAGUACCUAAUUUUCACCCAACAUCUCAGCCUUUGGUAUCACCUGUUUCGUUCUUCUUUCCUUCUGAAAUUCCAAAUCUGCAACCUUACAUACCCGAGCCGCCUCAGUUCCCAACCGUUAUUGCUGCUCAAAGAAUAAAUCAAACACAGGUUCCGGUCCGACAGGCUCUGACCAACGCCACACCCUUUGUCACUGCCCAAAUCAGUGGCGGACACUCACAGGUGCACAUCAACACUCCCAGUAGGGAAGUGACGGUGUUUUCUCCGGUAAACAUAUUUCACAGAGACCCAGCUAGUGAAAGCAAUGCUUCCAUAAAGUUUCCUGGAAAAAAGCAACAUGCUGGACGAAAAGUUAAUCCUCUUUCUCUUCUGGGAAGCAGAGAAGCUCGAUUUGUAAGUGAUAACAGAAGACCUCAAGAAGGCGGCAAUGACAACAUACCACAUUUCACACUGAGUAAUACGCCAUCCUUCCAGGAAAUCAGACCUUUUGAAUUUCCUGAAUACCAUGAUGGUCAAAGCCCAAAAAAUCUCCAAAGCAAUCUUCCCCAGUCACCGAAAGAUCAAAGAAAACAGCAUGAACAGCCACGUCCUCCGCAGCGCUUCCUGACACCUCGUGAACACACUAAAGCACCAGCAUUUAAGGUUAUCAAAUUCGAAAAUGAUGAACCUCUAAGAAUACAACAGCAUGGAAAUGGAAAUGAUCAGUCUCUUCAGGCAGAUACGAGAGUUCGACCUGUUGAUCAUUAUGACUCCGGUGCUCAACGUCUCAAUCUGGCCAUGUCUCAUGUUAAUACGAGAGAAAAUGGAAAUUUCCUGCAGUCUGCAUCCAGCGCCGGUUCCUUGAGAGGCCAUCAGCACUCUCCAGACAACACACCACCUCAGAACUUCCAACAUUUCAAUCUGCUUCCGCACAGGUUUUCCCCUCACCCCUCUGAUCCAGGACGUCACGAAGGGUCCUCUCCCCAACCUCUUUCUCUUUCUCCACAUACACCCCCGCCUUCCCUUUUUCCGCAUCCGUCAUCUUCUUUUCCUCCACAUCCACCACCUACCCUUCCUCCAAAUCCACCGCCUACCCUUCCUCCACCUCCACCACCUACUCUUCCUCCACAUCCACCACCUACCCUUCCUCCACAUCCGCCACCUCCUUUUCCUCAACAUCCACCAUCUCCUUUUUUUCCUCCACAUCAACCAGCUCCUUAUCCUCCACCUAAUUUCCAUUCAUCAGGGAUCAUUAAUCCUGGCCGUCCACGUCUUCAGCGCCACCCUCACCGCCUCUCCCAUGAGAGGAUCCCGCCCCCUUUCUUACCUCCUGCUGCAUCCAACAUCAUCUUACUUCAUCCGAACCAAAUUCGCAGCCAAAGACCUUUACACCUUUCACCACUCCGCGAAAACUACCUUAGACCUCCUCCGAGCGUCCUGAAAAACCAUCUUCACCAUACUGCCAUUCCUUUUAAUGUCCCAGAGAGUGGCGGCCCUAACGAUCCUUCCUUGACCAGCUUCCCUACUGCAGAGCACAUAUUCUCACAGCUCCAGGAACCUCAUGCAGAGCACACACCUUCCCUCCAGGAAACUCAUGCAGAGUACACACCUUCCCUCCAGGAACCUCUUGCAGAGUACACACCCAUCCCUCAGGAGCCAACCAUCAGAGGCGUUCGUUUCCCGUCGGGUAACGAGAUCGAGAAGGACUUCCGGCCGAUGCACGAGGUAUCGCAGCCUCUUCCCGAACCUCUGAACGGCCAGGAAUCCAAGGUUUCUGAGAGUCACGUCAGGCUGAUGGAGAACAUGAGGUAUGGGGUGAAUGGGGAGCCACUGGACGUAUGGAUCCCCAUUGAUAGCAUACAUGGUGAGUAUUUCCAGUAGGUUAAGAUCUCACACAUCCUCAGUCUGAAAAACCAAAUAGAAAAUAUAACUUGCUGCAUAUUGUAGAUAGCAUUUCAUUAAUUAUUAAAACCGUGUGGGUAAUGUAGAGCAAGGAAUAGUGAAGGCUCGAUCGCCCGUUAACCUCGACCCGCUCUUUCUGACCAGUCACACUGUUAGUGAUAACAUGCUGCAGACAUGUACUACAUUGUCUUGCAAAUAGUUUUCUCCCCCCCUAACAGGUUUAGUUCUCUCCUUCAGUAUAAUUACAUUACUAGAAAUAAAGCCCAGACGUUCCGGGGGUCAACGCCCCCACGGUCCAGUCCAUCACCAGGACUCGGUGGAUUAGGUCCUGAUCAACCAAGAUGUUACUGCUGGCCGCACUGAACAAAUAUAUUUAAUAAAAAAUUAAUUUAUGAUUAAGUUACUUUAACUUAGUAACUGUCGUGUAUGUUAAUAACUGGAAUGCAACAAUUAUAUAUUGGCGAGAACCAACAACCAAAGAUCCCAGAAAGGUAUCCCGCACAGAUAAUUUUUACUCUCCCCACCCUCCUAGGGUAAAUCAUGGUGUUUACAGCCUGAUACAGUAGACUGUGCCACUGAUUGUGUACAACCAGUCGCAAAUAUAAUACAGUUACUCGGAAGUGUGUUUACGUAAUUAGAUUCUGGCGAGUUUACUUCAUAUUUUUUAAACUUAUAAAUCCAAAAUUGGGUACUGCUGAACUACUAACAGUUCGUGUGGUAAGAACACUCAGUAUUAACUGAAAUCUGUGAUCAUUGCAGUUCCAUGGUUACGACGAGGAUCCCCGAGAUACAACGAGCCUCUGCAAUACGACACAUCACUUGACCUUAAUAGUAAACAAGACAAAUCACUCGAUCUUACUAGCAAACAAGACAAAUCACUCGAUCUUACUAGCAAACAAGACAGAUCACUCGACUUUACUAGCAAGCAAGACAAAUCACUCGAUCUUAUUAGCAAACAAGAAAAAUCAAUCGAUCUUACUGCCAAACAAGACAAAUCAAUCGACCUUACUAGCAAGCAAAUCAAAUCUCUCGACCUUACUAGCACACAAGACAAAUCACUCAACCUUAAUAGCACACAAGACAUCACUCAACCUUACUAGCACACAAGACAAAUCUCUCGACCUUACUAGCAAACGAGACAAAUCACUCGACCUUACUAGCAAACAAGACAAAUCACUCGACCUUACUACCAAACAAGACAAAUCACUCGACCUUACUAGCAUACAAGACGAUAAAUCAUUCGACCUUAUGAACCAACAAGAAUUACAGAAUGACAAACAGGCCACCUCAGGACAGUGUACAACAAGCAACCGAUAUUAAUUUUAAAUCCUUAGGGACUGAGCUUUCUAAUUUGAGAGCUAACGACAGCUUAGGGAAGACAAAAUUACCUACCCACAAACAAUAAGAAAGGAUUCCCCAAGUCAAGCUGCCAUAUACUGAUGUAUUCACUUUGUAACUGCGAGGGGGUCGAAUCUCGGUUCUUGACGGUCACAUGCUGAUGCUCACAUUACGGCCUGUAUCAUACCUGCUCUCGAAGUUGUGCAUGGAAUCUGGUAAGAGGAGUCCCCCAAAACAGCUCUCAGUACAAUGGCCCGGGUCGAGACCAUACCGCGAACCACAUCGAACUCAACCUCGGUAUAAUGUACAUAAUGUUGGCACAGCGGUAAUGAUAUAAGGUUGGUUAAUGGGGAUUAAAGCCUAUCAACUACACUAGGAUCAUUAAGGCUGUACAUACCAUUCUCAC
Messenger RNA from Cherax quadricarinatus, 7906 nucleotides. NCBI's taxonomy places the organism in Eukaryota, Metazoa, Arthropoda, Malacostraca, Decapoda, Parastacidae. The record is from RefSeq and is a predicted model, not a curated record.